AAGCCAUAAGGACUUCCAUUUAUUUAGUAAACUCAGAAAUGGCUUCCCAAAUCCGUCAAAACUUUCACCAGGACUGUGAGGCUGCCAUUAACAGACAGAUAAACCUCGAGCUUUAUGCCUCUUAUGUGUACUUCUCGAUGGGAUACUAUUUUGAAAGGGAUGAUAAAUUCCUACCAAAUUUUGCCAAGUUUUUUAGUGCCCAGUCCAAAGAGGAGCGUGAGCACGCCGAGAAGCUGAUGACUUUCCAGAACAAGAGGGGAGGCAGGAUUUUUUUACAGGAUAUUAAGAAACCUGACCGAGACGAAUGGGGCACUAGCUUGGAGGCUUUGGAGUGUGCUUUGCAGCUGGAGAAGAGUGUAAACCAAUCCCUGCUGGAGCUACAGGACAUGGGCACGCAGCACAACGAUCCUCAUCUGUGUGACUUCAUUGAGACUCACUAUCUGGAUGAGCAGGUCAAGUCCAUCAAGCAGCUUGCUGACUGGAUCUCAAACCUGCAGCUUAUGGGAGCGCCACAGAACGGCAUGGCUGAGUACCUCUUUGACAAACACACCAUGGCUGAGGAGGCCAGUCAAACAUAAGCAGAUGAUUUUAAAUCAAUAUCCUCAGUUCAACUCAAAACUGCUGUUAUUUGGACAGCACAAAGCCAUAAAAUGCUAGUACUUUGAGGUCUCACUUAUUGACUAGUACUGUAUGCUGCUGAUGUGCUUCACAAAAGGGUUUAAAAGCAUUUCAAAUUAAUCAAAAUGAACAAUUGCAACCAUUUUAGUGUCACUAUUUUGUGAAUUUAGUGUGAGAAAAUUGUAAGAUCCUUUUCACUGUAUGUCUGGAAUCAUGCAUUUUGAGAGAGAGCCACUAGAUGGCAGUAGAUAUUAAAAAUUACAAUACUAAGACAUUAAAAAUUACAAUACUAAGACAUAUUUGUUGUUUCAUUUUACACCAUUGGCCAACAUAAAAAGUGGUUAAACUCAAGGUUGGAGACUUUAGGUCAAAUUUAAUCUGGUGUUUUGACAAUGACACCCACCACAUAGUAGACCACAAAAACAUGAAUAUUAUUUUUGUUAUUGGGCAACUCCUGAAAAUCACUUGACUAGUAUGUGUUUUCCAAAAGGUUACAUUACAUUUUGUAAAACACAAACAUUCAAUGAGCCUAAUGUUCCUGUGUUGAUUUAACCAAAACAAAUGUACAGUAUGUAACUAACUGAAAAGCAAAUCUAAAUAAAGAUCAGUGACUGAAUGUAGGCCCCCAGUCUUUUUUUUAAGCUGAGAUCCUAUACGGACACUUUUUUUGAAGUAAAGAAUGCUCAUGUUAUAGUUGCAGAUGUACAAUAAGGUCAUUUUCUCUGUUAGCACUGGGGGCUAAA
This is a messenger RNA of Nerophis ophidion (straightnose pipefish), 1361 nucleotides long. It is a transcript of the gene fth1b, whose product is annotated as ferritin, heavy polypeptide 1b. The record is from RefSeq and is a predicted model, not a curated record. Gene Ontology annotation, biological process: intracellular iron ion homeostasis; iron ion transport. Bases 39 to 578 code for a protein of 179 amino acids. NCBI's taxonomy places the organism in Eukaryota, Metazoa, Chordata, Actinopteri, Syngnathiformes, Syngnathidae. Gene Ontology annotation, molecular function: ferrous iron binding; ferric iron binding. The transcript is spliced from 5 exons. Gene Ontology annotation, cellular component: cytoplasm.